This is a messenger RNA of Clupea harengus (Atlantic herring), 7182 nucleotides long. It is a transcript of the gene kank4, whose product is annotated as KN motif and ankyrin repeat domains 4. Bases 613 to 4581 code for a protein of 1322 amino acids. Gene Ontology annotation, cellular component: cytoskeleton; cytoplasm. The transcript is spliced from 14 exons. Gene Ontology annotation, molecular function: protein binding. Gene Ontology annotation, biological process: negative regulation of actin filament polymerization. The record is from RefSeq and is a predicted model, not a curated record. Lineage: Eukaryota; Metazoa; Chordata; Actinopteri; Clupeiformes; Clupeidae.
UGGGUUUGACCAGAUUUCGUCAGGUGUCUAAAUUAAGAAGGUAAAAUUCAGGUUCGAUUUAUUGAGCAUUUGGUUGAGGUGAAAACGGCAGAUAGCCCAGAGUUUAUGCUAUCUGUAGCCUACAUGAGAAGACAUUAAUGCCUUUUUAGAAAGCUCCAGUUCCAGAUGCUGCCGCAGCAGCUGAGAGGCAGAGGGAGGAGGACCCGUCUAAGCCGCUCUGAGCUGGAUUUCUGCAAGGUGCGCUGGGCUCUGCGGUAGACGGUCAGGGAAAAUACGGGCCCCACAGCAGCGGAGAGUGACGAGGGGAGGGUGGUAGAAAGCAGUGGCAGUGGAUCUCGUGCGGUGGGCAUAGCUGAGCUGAGCAGAGCAGAGGAAGAGGAAGAGUGGAGAGGAAGGGAGCUGUGCAGCUCCUGUACGCAGCUGUGCUCCUUCUUUUCUCGCUGUAUGAAAAGCAGAGAGGAGCCUCUUUAGUGCAGCACACAGCUGUGCAGUGAGCUCUGCCUCAUUUACACCAGACCUGAAGGCAUCAACACUGAGAGCCGUCUAAUUGGCAACAGCAGCUUGCCAGUCUUGAAAAAUAGAAAACCAAGUCCAUGACAUUGAGAAACACAAAUGAUGGACAAGAAAAGCGCAAAUGGCUAUCCCUCCAAAGCACCCGAGGGAGGCAGCCAGAGGAAGCAGAUCCCGUACUCUGUGGAGACACCCUAUGGCUUCCACCUGGACCUGGACUUCCUCAAGUAUGUGGACGACAUCGAGAAGGGCAACACCAUCAAGAGGGUGCACAUCCAGAGGAAAAACAGGGGCCCCAAAUACAGCACACUGCCACGCAACUUCAGCCUUCCUGGACAUGGAGCCCGACCCCCUCCAAAGGACAUGUGGGCAUCUGGCACCUCCACCCUUGGGCCCAGGCCUAAGUCACGGGUCACUGAAGUCCAGCAGAUCUUUGAUUUCAAACCCAGCGAUGGAGGGUCCUCCAGCCUCUCGAGGAUCCAAGGGACUAGCUACAGCCCUCCCCCAAGGCCAGCGGAGGAGGUCAAAUCUCGGGUUUACGAGGAGCAGCCACUGAGUCUCCAGUUGAGGCCUAACCUGCUCCGAACCUCCAGCAUGCCUGGUAAUGUCCCCCGCAGGAAGGGCUCAGACUCCUCCGAAGACCGGAGCCCUGUGGCUUUGGGUGAGUCACAGAAGGAGAACGGCUCCUACGAGAGGCUCUUCCGGGCGGAUGAGGGAGGGGACAGACGGGGGAGUGUACCCCAAGACCGGGCAAGCCUGCACGUCCAGAUCACAAACGCAUUAAAGAGGGUACGGGAGCUGGAGGAACAAGUGAGGACCAUACCGGAGCUGAAGUCCCAGAUCGGCUCACUGCAGGAUGAGAGAGAGCAGCUUCUAAAGACAAUACAAGAACAAGAACAGAAACAGCAACAGCCUUCGCCUGUCACUCCGCCAGCAGAGGAGCAGCAGCAGAAGGAGGAGGAGGAGGAAGAUGAGGAAGAGGAAAGUGAAGAUGAAAGUCCCAAGCAAGGACCAGAAGACUCUGGCCUUCCGACCACCAUGAUCUAUAUCGAGCCUCCUACCCCAGAGGAUGAGACCAAAACCCGAGUAGAGGAAUCCGAAUCAGCCGAAGAAGAGCCAGAGGAGGAAGCAGCCGAGACACAGAAACCGCAGACGUCAGAGAUACAAACAGAGGCAUUAGAGAGAGGACCAGAGGAGAUCACAGAGGCUUUGGUGUCCGUGCCAGAGACAGAGACGCGAGACGAGACAUCAGAGAGCAUCACAGAGCAGGCAGAUGCAGAGCCAGCACACCAAGAGGAAACACAAAAAAUCUCAGCACAGGAAUUUGAAAAGCCAGUCGAGGCAUCCAGACAGGGUGUAGAACAGCAAGACAAAAAGGCAGAAAGUCCAACAGAGCACUUUGAGGAGAAAAAAAUAGAGCCAUCAGAGGGUGUUUCAAAGGAGGCAGCCAUGCCAAGAGUCCCAUUAGAGUGUCCCGUAUCUGUUGUGAUAACAGAGGCAGAGGAGGAGAGCGAGGAAGCAGACCUUUAUGAAAUGGAGGGGAAAAACGCUGACCAAGUUGAGCAUCCCAUCGAAGACAGCCAAAGUCUCAUCGUUCAGACACUACAGGCCAAACUACAGGCCUUGGAGGAAAAACUGAACCUUUCCAGCCUAGAGUUGAAGCAGACAAACGCCUUACUAAGGGAGCAGGUGGAGGAGAACAGGGUGAAGGAUGAGAGAAUACAGGAGCUUAGCGAGAGAGCAGAAGAGCUAGCAGAAACGGCUAAGAGAGACACAGUAGAGAAUAACGUCUCAGCUGAGAGUCAGCCACAGCCUGUUUUGACCAGUGAUGCGUCAGUUUGCACUGAUUCUGAACGCAUACCUGUUUCUGAAAAGGCAGUGUGCACAGACGAAGAGGCUCAGCCUAGCAAUGGCCCUAAAGAGACAGAUCUGACAUGCUCCAGUACUCAGACAACUUCUGUGGAGGCCAAAGAUAUGGAGGUGUUGGCCCAAGUGCUCACCUCAGAGAAGGAAGUAGGGGUUGAGAUCAUUACCUGUGACCAGGCAGUUGAGACAGAGCCCCAGAUGGACAUGGCUUCUGGGACAGAGGACAGGAACGAGGGAUUAGAGGAACUGGUGGAGCAGGAGAAUGUGCUUUUUGAGGCUGUGGACUUAGAGAGCACAUCUAGUGAGAAUGUGGUGAGUGAAGUCAAAGUUCUUGAGGAGAAGGCAGUUGAAGAUACUGUUGGGGAGAGUCUAGAGGCAGGAAGUGAGACGGAAGAGAAGAAAGUGCUUGUGGAAAGAGUUCUUGAGGAGAAGACAGUUGAAGAUACUGUUGGGGAGAGUCUAGAGGCAGGAAGUGAGACGGAAGAGAAGAAAGUGCUUGUGGAAAGAGUUCUUGAGGAGAAGACAGUUGAAGAUACUGUUGGGGAGAGUCUAGAGGCAGGAAGUGAGACGGAAGAGAAGAAAGUGCUUGUGGAAAGAGUUCUUGAGGAGAACGGGGUGAAAGAGAGUGACGUUAUACAGAGUGCAGUCACAGAACCUGCCCCUGCUGAAAGUGAAGCUGUCGCGAAAAACACAAAAAGUGAGGAUGUUGCCGAGGAGCCUGCAGUCACCAAGGAGACAGUAGGAUCUCCCAGUUCAUCAGAACCAGCCCUGAAAUCACCGAAAGAGGGCCAGCCCGGGCAGGAGGCUCAGUCCCAGUCUCGCCGGUCCAGCAGUGAGGGCUCGGGCUCGGGCUCGGCCUCCUCACCGGCGGCCAACGUUGUCACCCGCAUCCAGGGCCUCUUGAAUGAGCAGUGGAGCAGUCUGGGAAGCGGGAGCCCUGAGGCAUCCCAGAGUGCACCGCCCAAGCCGCCGCAGCCGUCCAAGUUCAGCUCCAUCCAGAGUCAGCUGGUGAGCUCGCUCAGCGUCCUCUCCGCCUUCUAUUCGCCCGGGCAGAAGGAGAAGGCAGCAGCAGCAGCCUCACGGCAGUCAGGUCUGAAAUCCAUCAUGAAGAAAGAUGGUUGUCCUCAGAAGCCAGGGAACGGAGCAGCCAAGAAGAACCUAAAGUUUGUGGGAGUGAAUGGGGGCUAUGAGAGCACCUCCAGUGAGGAGUCCAGUGGGGAGGAGAAUCAGGAGGAGCAGGAGCAGGAGGAUAGCUCUGAGCCGGAGGAGGACAAGGACAAGGAGAAGGAGCAGGGCCACGAGGCAGGCGCCGAGGCCCAGGAGGAAGCUGACUCUGCUGGGGCUCAGGGGGAGGAGGAGGAGGCGGAGGCUGGGGGCCCAGAAGGGGCCACGGAGCCCAGAGGAGCAGAGGCCUUCAUGAGCUCCCCGGAGCAGCCGGUCAGUGAAGUUGUUGAUAAAGACUUCAUGGCAGCUUGUUAUUACCUGAAGGAUCGCAGGAAUGAAGUUGACAACCCGAACAAGGAGAUGAGACAGGUCCUGAUGAUUCUGUACCAGGAGUGGUUCCGCGUGUCCAGCCAGAAGGACUCGCAGGCGGAGGCCGUCACCCUCUACCUGAGAGAGGUGGGCAACGCCACCCCCACCCUCCUCAGCUACAUCGUCAACCUCGCCGACGGCAACGGCAACACGGCGCUGCACUACACCGUGUCCCACUCCAACUUCCCCGUGGUCAAACUGCUCCUGGACACAGAGCUGUGCGAAGUAGACCACCAGAAUAAGGCAGGCUACACGGCCAUCAUGCUGGCUGCCCUGACCGCAGCAGAGAGCCCAGAGGAUGUGGAGGUGGCCAAGGAGCUCCUGCAGAAGGGCAACAUGGACGCCCACGCCAGCCAGACGGGGCAGACGGCUCUGAUGUUGGCGGUCAGUCACGGUCGCACGGCGAUGGUGCGCGUUCUGCUCAGCUGUGGCGCGGACGUGAACGUGCAGGACCGCGAUGGCUCCACCGCGCUCAUGUGUGCCUGUGAGCAUGGCCACGCCGAGAUCACACGGAUGCUGCUCAAGCACCCCCCCGGCUGCGACACCAGUCUCAAAGACAAGGAUGGUCAUACAGCUCUCUCUGUGGCCACUCAGGCUUCCCACAUGGAGGUCAUUGACCUUCUGAAGGCCCACACAGGCACACCAACCUUGCAGGCCGCGGCUCCCCACUGAGCCAGGGGGACCUGGACCACAUUCCUCCUCUCCAGGGAAACGACAAGGACAAAGGCUGCUUUCACCAAACCAGCUGCUUCCGUCCACCUUCCAUCCCAGCAGGCCUCUGCAGACCUUCCCAGGACACGAAUCACAACCCUACCGGUAUUCCAGAGCAUUGGCCAACAUUCCUUUCGGGACUAAUUAGAACCUGGCAGAUUGCCAGUGAGAAUCAGAAUUCCGUAUGCCAGUCUGAGGGGGCUCGGUGGCAUUGGAGCAGGGUCCCGGUUGCCGAGAAUUUCCGAGGUCUUUCCGCUGGAAUCCAAAAGCAGAGGUCUUGAGGCUUCCUUUGAUACACACAUACGUAGCUCCUCUUCAAGCUCUUAAGCUGGACCACGCAGGGUCCACUGAUUUUAUGUUCUUUUUUUCACAGCUGUUAUUUUUUACCAUUUACAAUUGUUAUAUUUUUGUCAGAUAAGCCACCACCAAGGCUGAAUUCUAUUAUCGAUCCACAUUAUUUAUUUUGUGUUGCACUUUGUUUGUAUUCAGUCCGUUCAGUUUUUGUGCGCCCAUUCUGAUUACAACCUGAGAAACUGACUCUCAAGUCUUCCAAUAUGAAGGUUUUGCAGUUGGGGGUACAGCCAGGUAAGUUUCUAAUCAACGAAUGCAUAGUCAUGUGAAUGACACCAAAGGAGCGGGACAAACAGGACGAGCUACAGCCAGUAUGCUCUAGUCUACAGGAUGAUAUGGCAGUCCUACAAUGCCAAGAUGGAUGCUCUCUAAAGUGAGAGGGGAAAAGUAUUUGUACAUGAGCCCUCUUAUAAAAAUCAGGUAUGAAAGUAGUUUGUCCACCGUCCAUUAAAGUGCAAGUUAAUGGAAGGUGAAAGACUGAAAGCAAAUAGCAAUGUAGCAAACAGGUUUCUUUACCGGUCCGUGUAAGGAAAGGAGAAUACAAUGAAGCCAAAAAAGCAAUUUUCAUGCAGCUUGCCAAUUUCAUCCUCUAGUAUUGAGACCCAUUUGAGAACAUGGUCACAAAGACGCUAGGAAGCUAUUCCCUUGAUUUAAGUAUGAGUUUAAACCCAUAGAAAGAUGUUCAAUCACAUGAGUGACUUUAUUUUCAUAACAUUCACAUUAUGAGGGCAGACAACUCCGCUCCACUGGGGUCUUUGGUGCUCGGGUACCCAAGUCCAAUAUCAGGCCGUGCACAUGUUAUCUUCAGUCCAGUCUAAUCCUUUGGAGCAUCAGUGAAUGUAGGCUAGGACUCACAACUGUGUGUGGGUGUGGAUAUAAAGCUGAUCUGUCCAUUUUUGUCCUUUCAAAAAAGGCAAACCUUAGACAGAAAUUUGAAUAUGCCAUGAUUUCAAGAGCGUCCUUUUUCUGCCCUUUUGUGUCUCUUUCUAGAGCGAAGCCUGAAUCCAGGGUGAAUAAAAUCAAUUCAGCUGUACUAUAUGAAGUACAGGGUUUUUUAAACUAUCAAGUGUAACACACGAACAGCUAGCUUUAAGAUGUACCAUGACAAUAUUAUGCCCAGAUGAGUAUAAAGUCACUUUUGAAAAACCUCCCUUAUUCACACGUUUGGCAUACCCAUGCAUUUCUCUCUUCGUCUCUCUAUCUCUCUCGCUGCCAUUAUUUCAUCAUCAUCAUCAUCAUCAUCAUCGUCAUCCUCCAUCAUCCAUCAGCUUUUCUGUAUCUCACCAUGCUGCCGCUUCUGUCCUUUCCACCCCUCUUUUCAUGUCAGCAUUCUCACAGCGCUCUCUCAUUCAUCUGGAUGGCUACUAUUCAAAUCUCCACUCAUGAACUGUUCCACGAUCAGUUGCAGCACACCUUGCACAAGUGUAAAAUGAGUUGCACAGGCAAACAUAUGUGAGAUGAUGGCGACAAGAGUAUAUUUGAACAAUAAUUCAUUCUAGAGAGAAAGAUCUAUUAAAUACAGCAAAAGAUUGUUUCCUCCUGCAAAGCCAAGACAUUACGCAAGACUUAAAGAGCACAUAAUUCAUAUGCCUGAAAUGAAGUCAUUCCCCACCCCGAAUGAUCUGUAUUCCCAUGGCGAAUGCCCAAAAUGUCAAUCAUAUUUUUUUAAAUACCAGCAACAGUUAUGUCUGGCUUUGGAUGAAGAAACGCAUACUGAUGACAAAUCAUUAUCUCUAUUAAAAAAGUAUUUAUUUUAAAGUCUAUAUUUUAUAAAUAUAUCUAUAUAUGCAUGGGUCAAGUGUUGGAAUUUAACAUGUAUGAAUUCAAUUCUGGUCUGGUCUUAGCCUCUAAAUCAUGUCUAUGUAACAAAAAAGAUGUUCUCAAGAAGGGAGGAGUUAAUAGUUGUUUGCUUGUUUUCUACUUUGUUUAUUUUUAUAUAUGUUGUCUCCCUCCUUUGAGGCAUCAGUUGCAAGGGUUGUUCACUACUGGCUCAUUGGUUAACCUCAAAUAUGGGAAAGUGCAUUUUCCCUCUGGUUUCUUGGUCAUGAUAAAAAAAAUUAAAAAAAGUUGUGCAUUACAGGGCUGAAACAUUUCAACUGGAUGUCAACUUGUACAAAUCAGUACCGAUUAAUAUUAUUCCUAAUAUAUUAUGGACCUGUUGUAUCCUAACCAUUUACAUAAUAGAAUUCUAAAUAAACAGGAAACCUUGUU